AUGCCCGAUCAGUUGCGAGCCAUCUUCAGCUAUGACAUCUUCAAUGCAGUGCAGUCUAAAUGUUUUUCAACCGCCUUUCAAACGGACGACAAUCUAGUGAUAUCCGCCCCAACCGGGAGCGGUAAAACUGUCAUCAUGGAACUUGCUAUUUGCCGGCUAUUUGCGGAGUCGCACACAUCCGAUUUCAAAGUCGUAUACCUUGCUCCCACAAAGUCGCUGUGUGCGGAACGAUACAAGGAUUGGCGGCCAAAAUUCAGCGCUUUGGAUUUGCACUGUGCAGAACUCACUGGUGACACCGAUUACUCUCAUCUACGUAACGUCCAAAGUGCUCAUUUAAUCAUAACAACGCCAGAGAAAUGGGAUAGCGUCACCCGGAAAUGGAAAGAUCAUGCCAAGCUGAUCAAGCUUGUGAAACUCUUUCUUGUCGAUGAAGUUCACAUCCUCAAAGAGUACCGAGGCGCCACGCUAGAAGCAGUUGUCUCACGUAUGAAAUCUGUUGGCUCCAAUAUUAGGUUUGUCGCUCUAUCUGCGACGGUCCCAAACUCGGAUGAUAUCGCAACUUGGCUAGGUAGAAAUCCUUCCUCCUUACACCUGCCAGCUUUCAGAGAGGUCUUUGGCGAGUCGUUUCGCCCUGUCGAACUUUGCAAAAAGGUUUGUGGCUUUGAGUCAAAGGGCAAUGAUUUUGCAUUUGAGUCGAUGUUGACGAAACAACUUCCUGAUAUCAUCUCUCGCUAUGGUCGUGGUAAGCCUGUGAUGAUAUUUUGCUCCACAAGGAGAGCAUCAACGACUACGGCAAAGUUCCUUGCCGAAUUUUGGCUCGCUUCUUCACCAUCGCAGCAACUGUGGAAAGCACAUGGGCAUCCAUUGACAUUGCAGAGCCCAGAGCUCAAAGCUUAUACGGCGGCAGGGGUUGCAUUCCAUCAUGGAGGCCUAAGUCCUGCAGAUCGUCGUGCAAUUGAGGACGGAUAUUUGCAAGGCCAGAUCAAUAUCAUCUGCAGCACAUCCACUUUAGCUGUCGGCGUCAACCUGCCCUGUUACUUGGUCAUACUAAAAGGGACUACAUGUUGGACCGAGAAUGGCAUGCAAGAAUAUGCCGAUCUCGAGGUAAUGCAAAUGCUUGGGAGAGCUGGCCGGCCCCAGUUUGAAAAUUCAGCCUGCGCAGUCAUCCUCACUCGGAAGGAGAAAGUCAAACAUUACGAAUUGAUGGUAUCGGGUGGAGAACUACUUGAAAGCUGCCUCCAUCAGAAUCUUAUUGAACAUCUGAACGCUGAAGUUGGACUGGGGACUGUGUAUGAUCGAGCAACGGCUAAACAGUGGCUGGCUAGCACCUUCCUUUACGUUCGAGUACGGCGAAACCCAUCCCAUUACCAAUUCAGAGAAGGCUGCAAACACUCUGGUGAAGAAGACUUGUUAGAUGAAUUAUGUGAAAAGGAUAUUAGUUCCUUGCAAGAUGCGAACCUGAUUACGAAGGCGACUCGGCUCAGGUCCACUGCAUUCGGAGAUGCGAUGGCUAAAUACUAUGUGAGCUUUGACACCAUGAAGUUGUUCAUGGGGCUGCCUCCAAAAGCCACGCUAUCUGAAAUACUCUCCGUCCUGGUUCAAGCUCGAGAGUUCAAAGAUGUACGCUUGUUAGCAGGCGAGAAAUCAUUCUACAAAGAGAUCAACAGGGCACCAGAAAUCAAGUUUCCUAUCAAUGUCGACAUCGCGCUUCAAGCCCACAAAAUCUCUCUCCUCAUCCAGGCCGAGUUGGGCAAUAUUACCCUGCCCGAUGGAGACCAGUAUAAAAAGCAGCUGCCGCAACAUCGAGUCGACAAAACGAUUGUUUUUGCACAGUCUAGUCGCUUGGUUCGAUGCAUUAUUGACUGCCAGAUCCACAUUGGUGACUCUGUGUCUGCACGUCAUGCACUUGAGCUCUGUCGCAGCCUUGCAGCCCAUGUAUGGGACAACACCGCGAGCCAGUUGAGACAAAUUGAUGGUCUUGGGGAAGUGGCAGUCCGAAAAUUGGCGUCGGCUUCUAUAAAAACUAUUGACAGCUUGGUCAAUACUGAACCUUCCAAGAUUGAACUUGUCCUUGGGAAGAACCCUCCGUUUGGACUGGGAUUACUUAAAAAGCUCGAGAGCUUCCCCAACCUCAGAGUCUCUGUCAAGGAGACUGGUAGAGAGCUCAAACGCGGGGAAGGAUCAACCAUCCGAUUCAAAGCCGAAGUUGGAUUUCUCAAUGAUGUUGUGCCACAGUUCUUCAACAAAAAGCCUGUUUAUGUGUGCUUCUUAGCUGAGACCUCCGAUGGCAGACUCGUCGAAUUCCGGAGAAUGAGUGCUAAGCAUCUGCAGAAUGGUGAGGAGAUUUUUUUAUCUGUCGAUCUUGUGAAGCCAACCCCUCAAUUGUGUUGUUUCGUGAUGUGUGAUGAGGUGGCCGGAACAAGUAGAUACGCGGAACUGAAUCUUGUUGGUUUAUCAGAUACGAUAUACCCCACCCAACAGUCUUGCCAUGAUCAAACAGGGAACAGAGUACUCAAUUCUCAUGGCAGAGUUCACGAGGAUAUAUUGGAUGAUGAAUUUGAUGAUGGCGGCAUUGAGGACAAAGAUCUAUUGUCACUUGAAAUGGAUGUGGAACAGGUUGAAGUUGUCGAAGAUAUCGAUGAGCUUCUGGCGAAAGAAACCAAACAGCAAAAGCGGCAGGGGUCGAAACCGUCAAAUUAUGACUCGGGGAGCGAGGACACCGAUGUUGCCACUUUCAAGGAGCCAAUGAAACUCAGGAACGGCCGAUGGACUUGUCAACACAAUUGUAACAAUAAGGGCAGAAAAUGCAAGCACAAAUGCUGUCGCGAAGGAGUCGCAAAACCGAAACGUCGGCCAAAACUAGAAGGCGGCCCAAGGAGCGAGGAAAACGGCCAAAGAAGGUUAACAGAUCUGACAACCAUCAAGACCAGAACUGGACAGCCAUCUCAAAAGUCGAAGAGCCUCGGCUUGCACACCUCAGUAUUUGGUGACGAAACUUUCAGAGGCACUGCUGAUGCCGAGAGGCCCCCGGAUGAACCACCUCUCAAGAAAGCCAAAUUCUCAAAUGGCCAGAAAGGAGAUAUCCAACAAGCUCGGCGUGAUAAAUACCAACCAAAAGAACCGACACCAUUCGAUGCUUCUUCUGCGAUACGGAGAGGAGAGCAGAACAAAGGACCGGACUCGCAUUCCUCAUUCGAAACCAGCCCUCCGCUGCCUGAUCUCGACUUUCCUAUGGACGAUAUGACGGCCCUCGACUGCGAUUAG
Messenger RNA from Exophiala aquamarina CBS 119918, 3264 nucleotides. RefSeq lists its product as uncharacterized. Gene Ontology annotation, molecular function: nucleic acid binding; ATP binding. NCBI's taxonomy places the organism in Eukaryota, Fungi, Ascomycota, Eurotiomycetes, Chaetothyriales, Herpotrichiellaceae. The coding region runs from base 1 to 3264 and encodes 1087 amino acids. The transcript is spliced from 4 exons. The record is from RefSeq and is a predicted model, not a curated record.